AUGCGUCCCCCUGUCUUUUCCCCCCCCAUUCCUCCUCCUCCUCUCCCUCCUCCUUGUUCCCCCAACACCAGGCCUGCUGCCGCGCUCGUGCCCUCGCAGCCUCACAUCAUCUCUAAUGACAAACUGCGUUCAGAGCUCAGGAACUCCCACAUCCGCUCCUCCCUCUCCUCUUUCUCAUCCUCUUCAUCCCUCUCCUCCUCCUCAUCCUCUUCAUCCCUCUCCUCCUUCUCAUCCUCUUCAUCCUUCUCCUCUUCCUCAUCCCUCUCCUCCUUCUCAUCCUCUUCAUCCCUCUCCUCCUUCUCAUCCUCUUCAUCCCUCUCCUCCUUCUCAUCCUCUUCAUCCUUCUCCUCUUCCUCAUCCUCUUCAUCCUUCUCCUCUUCCUCAUCCUCCACAUCCUUCUCCUCCUACUCAUGCUCUACAUCCUUUUCCUCUUCCUCCUCCUCUUCAUCCCUCUCCUCCUUCUCAUCCUCUUCAUCCUUCUCCUCUUCCUCAUCCUCUACGUCCUUCUCCUCCUUCUCAUCCUCUUCAUCCCUCUCCUCCUUCUCAUGUUCUACAUCCUUUUCCUCUUCCUCAUCCUCUUCAUCCCUCUCCUCUUCCUCCUCCUCUACAUCCUUCUCCUCCUCCUCCUCCUCUUCAUCCCUCUCCUCCUUCUCAUCCUCUUCAUCCUUCUCCUCUUCAUCCCUCUCCUCCUUCUCAUCCUCUUCAUCCCUCUCCUCCUUCUCAUGCUCUACAUCCUUUUCCUCUUCCUCAUCCUCUUCAUCCCUCUCCUCCUUCUCGUCCUCUUCAUCCUCUUCAUCCUCUUCAUCGACGCCCCAUGUAGCUACCUGGAGUGUUCAACACACUGUGACCCGUGAGCUGAGAGUUCGAGGCCAGAAAAGAGAAAGAAAUGAAACGGAUCCAGAGAUGCGGAGGCUGAAUCACACGCUGCAGCGCUGCAGUCUGAGGAGCAGCUGCGUCCCUGAGGCGCUACUAAACUCCUCAGCCAGAGUGAUUCUUCAGCACACUGCCUCGUAUCACCUGCGUGCACAACAACAAGUCCUCCUGCAGGAUGAACCCAGAGCUCAGUCUCUCAGUGAACCCACCUGCCCCGCUACAUCCGUCUCCACUGACACGACCAGGAAUUCCACAACAAGCACACACUCGCGCACACCUCCAGCUAACGAGAGGCCCUGA
Messenger RNA from Pangasianodon hypophthalmus (striped catfish), 1173 nucleotides. RefSeq lists its product as uncharacterized. The record is from RefSeq and is a predicted model, not a curated record. Lineage: Eukaryota; Metazoa; Chordata; Actinopteri; Siluriformes; Pangasiidae. The transcript is spliced from 5 exons. Bases 1 to 1173 code for a protein of 390 amino acids.